Phyllostomus hastatus (greater spear-nosed bat) is the source of this 3971-nucleotide messenger RNA. It is a transcript of the gene GTF3C3, whose product is annotated as general transcription factor IIIC subunit 3. The coding region runs from base 185 to 2839 and encodes 884 amino acids. The record is from RefSeq and is a predicted model, not a curated record. Gene Ontology annotation, biological process: transcription by RNA polymerase III. Gene Ontology annotation, cellular component: transcription factor TFIIIC complex. Gene Ontology annotation, molecular function: protein binding. Lineage: Eukaryota; Metazoa; Chordata; Mammalia; Chiroptera; Phyllostomidae. The transcript is spliced from 18 exons.
GAAGGAGGCCGGGGCGGUCGCUGCCGCGGAACCCGAGCGCGGCGGCUGCGGCAGCGGUCGGGCUCAUUUCCCGGUUGGACGCCGGGUCUUUGCUGUCGGCGCUCCGGCCUGGGGUUUAGUGUGGGAAGAGUUGUUUUUUCGGUUUUCUCUCCGGGUUCGCGGAGCUGAAUUCGACCCUGCAGACAUGUCGGGUUUCAGCCCCGAGCUCAUCGACUACCUGGAAGGGAAGAUCUCCUUUGAGGAGUUCGAAAGGCGGAGAGAAGAGAGAAAAACCCGCGAGAAGAAAAAUCUUCAGGAAAAAGGAAAACUAUCAGCUGAAGAAAAUCCAAGUGACUCUGAAGUUCCAUCAUCAUCAGGAAUUGACUCCACCAAAUCCCAGGACAAAGAUGCCAAUGAAGGAGAAACAUCAGAUGGCGUUAGUAAGUCAGUUCACAAGGUCUUUGCUUCCAUGCUUGGAGAAAAUGAAGAUGAUGAGGAGGAAGAGGAAGAGGAGGAGGAGGAGGAGGAAGAAACACCUGAGCAACCCACUGCAGGCGAUGUGUUUAUGCUGGAGAUGGUUCUCAAUCGUGAAACCAAGAAAAUGAUGAAAGAGAAAAGGCCUCGGAGUAAACUUCCCAGAGCGCUGAGAGGUCUCAUGGGCGAAGCCAACAUUCGCUUUGCUCGAGGAGAACAUGAAGAGGCAAUUCUGAUGUGCAUGGAAAUCAUAAGACAAGCUCCCCUGGCUUAUGAGCCGUUCUCUACUCUUGCCAUGAUAUAUGAGGACCAAGGUGACAUGGAGAAAUCACUGCAGUUCGAGUUGAUUGCUGCGCACCUAAAUCCUAGUGACACUGAAGAAUGGGUUAGAUUGGCAGAAAUGUCUCUGGAACAAGACAAUAUUAAGCAGGCUAUUUUUUGCUACACCAAAGCUCUUAAAUAUGAACCCACUAAUGUCCGUUAUCUAUGGGAGCGAUCCAGCCUUUAUGAGCAGAUGGGAGACCAUAAAAUGGCAAUGGAUGGCUACAGGCGUAUUUUAAACCUUUUGUCUCUGUCUGAUGGAGAGCGAUUUAUGCAGUUGGCUAGAGAUAUGGCAAAGAGUUACUAUGAAGCCAAUGAUGUUACUUCAGCUAUUAAUAUAAUUGAAGAAGCUUUCUCGAAACACCAGGGCCUAGUCUCCAUGGAAGAUGUUAACAUAGCAGCCGAGCUGUACAUUUCUAACAAACAGUAUGACAAAGCUUUGGAGGUAAUUACAGAUUUUUCUGGAAUCGUGCUAGAAAAGAAAACUGCAGAAGAAGGCACUUCUGAAGAGAAUAAAGCUGGUGAGAACGUCACCUGCACUAUACCUGAAGGUGUGCCGAUAGAUAUCACAGUGAAGCUGAUGGUCUGCCUUGUUCAUCUCAACAUCCUUGAACCACUUAAUCCUCUUUUGACAACGCUCGUGGAACAGAAUCCUGAAGAUAUGGGAGACCUCUACCUAGAUGUCGCGGAAGCUUUCCUGGAUGUUGGUGAAUAUAAUUCUGCACUUCCUCUCCUGAGCGCGCUAGUCUGCUCCGAAAGAUACAACCUUGCUGUCGUGUGGCUUCGGCAUGCAGAAUGCUUAAAGGCCUUAGGCUAUAUGGAGCGAGCUGCUGAAAGCUAUGGCAAAGUGGUUGAUCUGGCCCCCUUCCACCUGGAUGCAAGAAUUUCUCUUUCCACACUUCAGCAGCAGCUGGGCCAUCCUGAGAAAGCUCUGGAGGCUCUGGAACCGAUGUAUGAUCCAGACACUUUAGCACAAGAUGCGAAUGCUGCGCAGCAGGAAAUGAAGUUGUUGCUUCAUCGUUCUACUCUGUUGUUUUCACAAGGCAAAAUGUAUGGCUAUGUGGAUACCCUGCUUACCAUGCUGGCCAUGCUCUUAAAGGUGGCAAUGAAUAGAGCCCAUGUCUGUUUGAUAUCCAGCUCCAAAUCUGGAGAGAGGCAUCUCUACCUUGUUAAAGUGUCAAGAGACAAAAUAUCAGACAACAAUGACCAAGAGACAGCAAACUGUGAUGCAAAAGCAAUAUUUGCUGUACUCACGAGUGUCUUGACAAAAGAUGACUGGUGGAACCUCCUUCUAAAGGCCAUAUACUCCUUAUGUGACCUGUCCCGAUUUCAGGAGGCUGAGUUACUAGUGGAUUCUGCAUUGGAGUAUUGUUCAUUUUACGAACACAAACAAAAACGCAAAGAACUAGAAUAUUUUGGUCUCUCUGCUGCAAUUCUGGACAAAAAUUUCAGAAAGGCAUACAACUAUAUCAGGAUAAUGGUAAUGGAAAAUGUCAAUAGACCCCAGCUCUGGAACAUUUUCAACCAAGUUACCAUGCACUCUCAAGAAGUACGGCAUCAUCGUUUCUGUCUCCGUUUAAUGCUGAAAAACCCAGAUAAUCAUGCCCUGUGUGUCUUAAAUGGACACAAUGCAUUCGUAUCUGGUAGUUUUAAGCACGCCCUUGGCCAGUAUGUACAAGCCUUUCGCACCGAUCCCCACCAACCUCUCUAUAGCCUGUGUAUAGGCCUAACCUUUAUUCACAUGGCAUCUCAGAAGUAUGUGUUAAGGAGACAUGCUCUUGUUGUGCAGGGCUUUUCCUUUCUUAAUCGAUACCUUAGUCUACGUGGGCCCUGCCAGGAAUCGUUCUACAAUUUGGGCCGGGGCCAUCACCAGCUGGGGCUGAUUCAUCUUGCAAUCCAUUAUUAUCAGAAGGCCCUGGAGGUCCCUCCACUGGUGGUUGAGGGCAUAGAAGCUGACCAGGUGGACUUGCGGAGAGACAUCGCCUACAACCUGUCUCUCAUUUACCAGAACAGCGGGAAUGUCAGGAUGGCUCAGAAGCUGCUGUACACCUAUUGUUCCAUAUGAGGCACUCCGCCGCGGGGGGAGUCUCGGGCAGCUGCUGUGCCUGGAUCCACAUUUUCUGUCUCCAGGCUUAUUAUUCACCUCAAGGUGGAAACGAUGAUUUUAGAACUGUGUAUUUCAUAUUUAAUAUGUGAUAAUGGUCUUUUGGUAGAUAUGCAGAAAUCAUCAUUCCUACAAGAAUUUGCGUAUUGUUCUGUCAUUUUCCUUUGGCAUUGUUUAGUGCAGUUUCUUUCAGAGCUGAAGUGGGCAGUAGUAACCUUUGAGUCAACUGACAGUUGAAUAGUAAUUUGUCACUCGUACAAUUUUUCAUCUGCACAUUUAAUACUGUGUGUUAAACCCCUAUUACAUGUCAGGCAUGUGACAGGUGCUUGGAACACAGCAGUAAGGCAGAUGUGACCUCCCAGUGUAAUUCCUUAAAUGCAGAACUUGAGCAUGUAUUUAUUUGAAAGAAAAGUUUAUCACAUUUCUGCAUACAUCAUCAUUGUCAGUCACUCAUUCCUCAGUUCCCUGUUACUACUGCAAGGGUAGUUUUUCAAAUGCAUAGGAAAAAAGGCUGCUUUUAUUAAAGGAAAGACAAAUUGGGAAUAUUUCUGAUGGUGACACAUAAUUCACUUAACUCUAACAAAAUUAUUUGAAAUGGUUAAGUGGUAGGAAGACAAAUAAUUGAGUUAAUGUUUUACUUUUCAUCUGUAUGUAUCUUAGCCUGAGACCUGGGAGGCUGGGAUUAAUUCAGAUCAGUGUGCUCCGAGGCAAAGUAAAAAAUGCAUUUACUGUUUGACAGGGGCUUUCUGACAAAAAAAGAAAAGAGGGGACCGUGUUCAAUGAAAUGACCUGGUUUCCAUUUCAAGAUCACUGGGAAUCUAGGAAGACUGAGAGUUGUAUUGGGUUGGCGGAAAGUCCAUUAGUUUUUUCCAUAAAAGACACAUUUUCCAUUUUCAUCAAUAACUUCAUUGGUUUGGAUAUUUUGAGUAUGUCAGUUAUCUCCUUCUAUUUUUGGCUUCUAGCAGCUAGAGGCCAGAGGUGCUGCUAAACAUCUUCCAAUGCAUAAGACAGCCCCACAGCAAAAAGUCAUUUGGCCACAAUGUCAAUAGUACCAAGAAACUUCACAAACCACUUUUGACAUGUCCAUCACUUA